UUUUACGCGCAGAGAUCCGUGAGUGCCACGUAUAAAACAUUUAGCAGGAAGUUUGAAAAAGUUGUCCGUUAAAUCUAAAACAUCGAAUGUUUAAUUUCUGGCUGUUUGAUUAGACGCAAAGAUAUCACAGUACACUCUAGACGAUAUGUACAUUUAAGAGAACGCUGUUACGUAACAUCGGACACCGAUGGCGCUCUAUUUGCGGCUUUGGACAAUUUUCCACUUAAGGUCGGGGAAGGACCUUGCCCCCUAUUGGCCGCGCAACGCGAACAGAACUUAAGGGAACGACGAGCCGAUCUAGAAAAAGAAGAAACGACGUCCACCUAGAAAUAGCCGCCUAGUUAACACGUGUCAAGAAUGACUGGGUCCAUGGCCCAGAUCAGAUGCCCUUCCACAAUCUCGUAUAAAAACCUCGGACGAACGCAUCACCCACUUGCAAUCGGUGAUGCUGCAUCGGUACACGACCGUCCACGAAAUUCUCCAACGAGUGUCUCCGCAUCGUUCCACACGAUCUCAUAAUGGUCAUCGAGGACCUCGUCGAUCCCGUUGAAUCUAUCGACUGAUCGACGUCCUGGACCAAGUUGUUCGUCUGCAACCACGCGUGUUAAUGUGCGCGGCUCUGUUCUGUUUUCUAUUUAUCAUCAUCGUGACUGUCAUUGUGCUUCUGCUGUUGUUCAAACCCGUCUACAUCUGGGAGGUCUAUACCGUGGAGUAAACCACGUCGUUUGAUUACAAAGUAGCUUAACAGAUCCAGAAUCGAAAUGACGAAGAUUAUCCGUAUAGCAUUCGCAGCUCUGUGCGUGGUUGCGUUGGCCAACGGUCAGGGUUCGCUGCUAGAGAUGUCUCAGCAACUCUGGAUGAAACUUCUAACGGGUGGAUUUUCAAAGACGGGCAAACUGGACCCGCUGAAGGUACCAGUCAUCAAAGUGGACCAAUCCGAAGACGAUACCAGCUAUAGAAUAAUUUUAAGGAACGUGGAGAUCAGCGGACUGAACGCUUCCACCGUGGAGAGUAUUCACAUCGCCAAAGGUAGACUGAAGUCGAAUCUGAGCGAACUGGAAGCUGGCUACGUGAGCUACAGCGAUCUCAGAGACCUCGACUCCAUCAGGUACAGGUUCCAUAUGCUGGUCAAAGAACCUAAAGGCCAGAACGAAAGCUUCGAAGCCAUAGUCUCGGCCACCAAUCAAAAAAACAAAUUUCAAGCGAGUUCUCCGGAUCAGGAGAGCCGUUUCGAGAGGCUGAGGCAAUACGAUCCAUUCCUGAUGAAGAUCCAAGCCGAGAAAAUGAAAGAUCGAACCGACGGGUCUCAGAGCGAGCGGAACAAGUCCGAGGACUCGAGUUACGGAGGUUUCAGCAUGGAGGGCGCCAGGGUUGUCUCCAGACCAGAGAUGGCUCGAAUUCGCGAUAACUCCAGAUAUCCUUCGGACGUCCAGCCGGUUUACGGGACAAAAGAGUCACCGAACUCGAGAAACUAUCAAUCAAGGGAAAAUUACGAGUCCGGUUCGAGGUCGAACCAGAGGAACUAUCAGCCUCCUUACGACUCGAAUUCCGGAUCAAAUUCCAGGAGCAAUCAGCAGAAGAACUACGAGUCGAAUUCGAGGAACUAUCAGUCUCGUUACGACUCGAAUUCCGAAUCGAGUUCCAGAAAUUAUCAACAGGAGGAUUACGAUCGAGCCAGAACAGACGCUGUUAUCAAAGAAUACGAAAGAAGUAGGAAUGAAAACGAAAGAGAGAACGUCGGUAACCAAAGAAGAGUAAACUUUGGUCGGCAGAGAGCCGAAGAGCGUUACGGAGACGUCGAAACUGCAGCAUCUGAGAACGUAGAGAGCAGCGUGAAGGGUCAGGAUCAACGAAUCAUUCCUGGUUACGGUGGUAGAGGGCAGCAAGGCAGAUUGGAAAAGCAAUCAGGUUACAUAGACAUCGUUUACGCGGAUGCAAACGACAAUGGAAACAUCAAGCGCUUUGGGAACGAGAAGAUCGAAUCGAGAGGAGACGCUAAGGUGUACGGGGUCAAAGAUGUUCCAAAGGACUUUCUCGACAAGAGACGGAUGCUUAGUUACAACUGUACCGAAGGAGAGGCGUUGACGAAGAGAAACGACGCAAUUAAAGCUGCCAUAGAAGCGAAGACCUUGAAAGGCUUGAGUAGAUACGCGAAAGAGUACCAGGAAAAGGAAGGAUAUUUCGAGGAGGGAAUGCAACUGGUGUACCAUUACGGUGGAAUGGAGUCGAAAAAUGCUCAAGGAUCGAGACGGAAACGCGCGCACCAAGAAAAUCACACCGACGACGAUGUGAUGCACGUUAUCAUAAAAAUACGAGUCCCUCUGCUUCGUAUAAAAUCGGAUUACCAGUUGACGGGAAAAGUUGGAAAGGAGUUGGUGAGAGGAACAGGAAAACUCAAUGGCACCUUCGCUGAACUGGUGGGCGACUUCACAGUUGAAUUAAAGAAAACCAACGGCGAAGAUACGUUAAUCGUGCGUGCAGCCAGGAGCAAGCUAAAAGCCAAGCAGCAGAACGUCGAUCUUCAGGGAAUGGACGAAAAGGGACCAGUAAAAUCGAUUCUUAGUCAUGGUUUGAUGGCAGCAGAGGCUGUCGCAGCUAUGCUGGCGGACGAUUUGGCGACCAAGGCUCUAAACGACAAAAUAGCCGACGCGAUGAUCUACAGAAUGUACAAAAAUCUUCCGGUCAAUUAGCCAGGAACCAAGGACGGCCAUGAAACUGGAUUUCUGUGACACGGACCGGACACUCUUUCGAUUUAUCGUAAACUGCUCAAAAUAAUUAGGGAUUCUCUGGACAUAUCUUAUCAAGGAUGCACCUGGAGUGCAGCCCUGUGCCCCGACGAACAAUCUAGGACAAUACAACGAGUGCGUGUUGCAGCAACUAAAAGCAAUCACUCCGUACCUAGCUAAAGGAAUACCGUCCUUGAAACUACCCGCGCUGGAUCCGCU
Hylaeus anthracinus is the source of this 2945-nucleotide messenger RNA. RefSeq lists its product as uncharacterized. Lineage: Eukaryota; Metazoa; Arthropoda; Insecta; Hymenoptera; Colletidae. The transcript is spliced from 7 exons. Bases 762 to 2690 code for a protein of 642 amino acids. The record is from RefSeq and is a predicted model, not a curated record.